GAGACGCGCCGGCGGGUCCAGCAGUCGCGAGCACGUUGCUAGUGGGCGCGGCUGGUGGGGCCAGGGGUGGUGGGAGGCGAGCGUCCACCUGAGCUCGGCGGGUUCCGGCAUCCCGACCCACGCUCGGCCGGAUCACUCUGUUGAGUGACACAGCUGUGGCCUCGGAGGAGCUGUCGUCCGGCCUGCGCGGCGGGAAGCGGCGGCGGCCUCAACGCCCUAGAGAAGCUGAAAUCCAUCCAUCACCAUUCUUCAAAAUGCAAUGGAAUGUACCAAGGACUGUAUUCCAACUGGCACAUAGGACAUGCAUGGACCCACAUAAAGCUGGUCUUUUUGGACACUGUCAAUAUAUAAAGGGACCAUUACUUUUGUAUACAGCUGAAUCCAGAGUAGUUUUGGUACAGGUUCCUCUAAAACAAUGGCUGCAUUUAUCUGCUGCCCAGUGCACUGCAAAAGCAAGGAAGCCAUUCGAUGCUCCUUCACCCCAACUGAGGGUUCUUCAUUAUAAACAGUGGGAGCAAGAUGCUUCCUCGAAGAGGGUAAUGUCAUCCAAUGCCACAUCUCCAGGAACGCCUUCAGAAAAAAAAGAAGAACCUGAUCCUUUACAAGACAAAUCUAUUAGCCUUUAUCAACGAUUUAAGAGAACUUUUAGACAGUAUGGAAAAGUGUUGAUUCCAGUCCAUCUAAUAACUUCUGGUGUUUGGUUUGGAACAUUUUAUUAUGCAGCCAUGAAAGGAGUGAAUGUCAUUCCUUUUCUAGAGCUUAUUGGGUUACCUGACAGCAUAGUAAACAUUUUGAAAAAUUCCCAGAGCGGAAAUGCCCUAACAGCAUAUGCCUUGUUUAAGAUUGCAACACCUGCCCGAUAUACCGUGACUUUGGGGGGAACCUCCUUCACUGUGAAGUAUCUGCGUAGUCGUGGCUACAUGUCAACACCGCCUCCUGUGAAGGAGUAUCUACAGGAUAAGAUGGAAGAGACAAAGGAGCUUCUCACAGAGAAAAUGGAAGAAACGAAGGAUAGACUCACUGAAAAAUUACAAGAAACCAAAGAAAAGGUUUCUUUUAAAAAAAAAGUGGAAUAGGGUGUCUUAUAUAAGAGGUUAUAAACGAUCCCUGCCUUUUAACCCUUAAGAGACAAGGGACAGAUUCAUGCUCCUGAGUAUAUUUUUGGUUGGUUUCCUAACUCUGCCAAUUCUCGGAGUUAAGGUUAAAGAACUAAGAUAACCUUUUUAACAUUAAGUGUCACUAGAAAAAUCAGUGUUCUUUGAAAAGAAAAAUAUGAACCCAGUAUAAGAAUUUCACAUCAACAGCAGCAUUGAGCAGUGUUAAUGUCUAAGACUCUUUUCAAGGUCCUCAGAAGCAGACUUGCUUGUGUUUUGUUGCAGCGAUACUUUACGCAGACGAGGCAGUUGACUUCUUGAAUAACUGAUGUGGCCCUAGACAGGAAGUUAUGCUAGUGUUCAUCUUUAUGUUAUUCAUUGAAGUUUUAACUGUAUUCAGUCCUCAUUCUCAUUAUGGAGACAAACUUUUAUCAUCAAAACUACCUAUGAAUAAGAGAAUAGUGUUUCUAUAAAAAAAAAAGUGUUUAACAGUUACAUACCAGUUAAAAUUAUAGACUUUAUAUGAAGAAAAUUGAAUAAAAAUUGAGUCAUACAUGUAAAUAAGAUGUAUUGGUUAUAUGUAAAUGAAAAAAUUGACCAUUUAAAAAUGAUUUUUACCUGAAGCUUGUCAUAAUCAAAUUUUUAAAGUAAAUAUAUAUGGCCAUAGUACCUUUUCACCUAGAACAUAAAACUAUGAAUUGUUUGUGUCCUUUUCAACUAAUUUUUCAGAGGAAAAGUGAAAGUAACUAUACCGUAAGUUCAUUGUUGAAAUCAGAUUAUCUUAAGCAGCGAUUCAAGUUCGUGGUUUUCAAGAAAAUACCGCUUUGGAAGAAUGGAAAAUGGCACCAGGUUGUCAUGGACGUACCCACUCUCCUGCCACUAGCAGGUCUUGUCUCCAUAAGCCAGCACUAUCUCCCAGUGUCUUCUCCCAGACUUAAUGGUGAUCUCAUUAUGGAAUAAAUUUUAAAAUUGUAGUUGCUGCUCUUUCACUGAUAUUGAAUCCUUGCUUGAGUGUUUUACUUAACAUUUUUUAUACUAAAACUAUCAUUAAAGUAUCUGCUUGGAAUGAAAUUCAACCAUUGUCAGAUAUGAAAGUUGUCAUGAUUGUGUGGGUGUGUUUAGGGGGUCUGUAUCUGUUUUAACUGCCUUUUACUUCAUUUCCCUUGAAUUGAUAUUUGCAAGAGGGAACGGUGUCUGCCUAGAUUGUCUGUUUAGAUUAUCUGAGGGACCAGCAGGAACAAUCCUGCAAAAAUCACCGCUAUUUGGCAGGUUUUCGUAUUUAAUAUUUAGUUUGGCCAAAUUUAGAAAAUACUUUAGAGGAAAAAGAAUGUUUACAUUUGAUACAUUUAAUCAUUAUAUUGGAACACCUCUUAAAUGAAUAUAAUGUGGUUGGAACUUCGUUUGCGGGUGGGGCAGAGUAGUGAGGGGAGGGCCAGGAGCCGUUGGUGUGCCUGGUGUAGUGCUGAUCAGGAGAAUGGUUAGUCCUCUCAGAGUGGAACUUGCGAUUUCAAAUUGACAGCACAUUUUGAAAUCUAAAUAUAAUUGACAUGUUUUAGCCUGUUUGUUAAAUAAUUCACCUAUUUUCAGAUAUGAAAUGCUAAGAUAUUAACAAAUUUCUUGGUUUUUUUCUUAUUUUUUUUAACCACUUGAGACUUUGCCUUGUGUUUUAAUAUCUUGCAUUAUAUAGAACUCUUCUAAAACAAUUUCCUUUCACUGUGCACAUUGCACAGGACAUAUUUUCCAAUGGGGAUAAAUUGUGGGUUCUUAGACGGUACUAAUAAUCCUGAGACUGUAAUUUGCUUUUCUUGAGUAUCCACCUUUUUGCUCAGUCCAUUUGUUUUGCUGCCACCCAGUUUCAUAAUUAUGUUGCAUUUAUUCAGUUAUAGAAAGGGAUGCUGAGGAGUGCUUUGAAAUUCUCUAGUAAAAAGUUCUCUGAAUUCCUCACCAGUUUCUGCUGGCCAAAAUCCAACCACCCAGACUUCAAAGGAAUAUAUAUUUGAAUGUGAAAGGUAAAACGUUGAGGUAUAUAUAAUUUUUAACUGUAUUACGGAUGUUUGAACUAGUUUCAAAGUGAGGUUUUAUUUAUUGAAUAUACAUCAGAACCGGUGGUCCCUGUAUCACUUUGUACCAAUGUGGUCUGCUUAGUUAAAACCAGUUCUUGCAUCCCUUAAUUUUUUAUGACGGUUGUGAUUUUUGUAGUUAUUAUUUGGGUUUCUAGUGUUUUAUUUUUCUUUGCAACUCUCCACACUAAAACUCACAACAUUUUGGAGCGGCCAUAACGUAACUCGACACAAUAGUGAGGUGUAGCAGAAAUCCCCCGGCAGUGCACUGGGGCUCACAAUGAUCACUAUUGAUUUAAAGCUUUAUUUAGCCUUCAUCUGUACCCUCAUAAUCAAUAAUGUCUUGCCACAUCUUAUUAGGUUGAAAAAUGUAUUAUUUGUUGUUCUGCUGCCCUUCCCCCAGUAUUAAACUGAAAUUUGUGAUUUGUUUAAACUCUGAGUGAAUCAUAGCUUAGUUUGCAUGUCCAGCUAAUUUGUUUCUUACACAUUUUGUUUGAUUCUCCUCUUAGCUUUUAAUGUGUGUGUGUGUGUGUGUGUGUGUGUGUGUGUAUCUUCUGAAAAGUUUUUUGACGUACAAGUUUUUCUCUUUGAUUUGUGGACACAAUGCUGAGGGUCAAUAACUACAUGAAACUACUGGCUGUGAAAACAACAAAAAAUCCAAAGGGCUGUUUUUCCAAGUGCCCCCUCCUUCCCCACCCAGGGAAGCUAUGUGACAGUGGGAUGCCAGUUUCAGAAAGAUUCGUCUUACCUUCAACCCUCUGUUCGUCUCUUUCGUCUCUUCUCUUUUCUUCAAGAAAGAAGUUGAUCCUAGUGAUUUCAGCCCAUGCAUUAAACAGGAAAAUAUAAUGUAUAGAAUUCAUAUUUUUCUAAAGGGAACUUAAAAACUACUUCUACAGGUUUGUACAAAACUGGUUUAUACCACAUGAGCAGAAUCACAAGAUUAGCUUUGGUACUUUGUUCCUCUUUGUAUUCAGUUGUAUAGAACUUCCAAAUUCAAAAUGAGAAGAAAAGCUUUUCCGUAGCAAACCAUGUAAGCAAUAAAUAUAUUUUAAAACAACCCAAAAAAAUCUGUAAAGAUGGGAGAAGUUCUUUUGACAUUUAGCAUCAGACAUAUUUGUAUCAUAUCAAAUGCUGUUGUUACCAUAUUCCUAACCUUAGGGAAACUACAAGUAUCUUAAACGGGGACACCUGUAAUAUGCUGUAUGAAGUUAAAUUGUUAAGUUAUAUAGAAAGUAAAUAUAUAUAGUUUGCAAUAUAUAUCAUAAACCCCAUUUCAUUUAUAAUAAACCUUAUUCUUUGGAUUAAUUGGCCCAUAAAUUCUGGGAGCUCCAAGGCAGAGCAGCUCCCCGUCUAGUCUGCAUGUGUGUAAGUAGGAUGUGUUGACAGGUCAAGAGGCUAUGACUGAGAUUAAACUUUAUAUAAAGUGGAUGAAAAGGGUUUGCUCAGCAAAUUAACAAUUGAAAUGAAAAAGAUUAGGUAAGAGAUGUAGUUUAUUCAAGGAUAAUAGCAAAGCCAAACUUCUAAAAGUACCAAAAAAUGUCUCUUACUGAAAUCUUUUGUGUACAAGUGCUGUUUUCAGACCUCAAGAAGGGAGAAAAGGAAUGCAUAUACUGAGAUUACCUUUCUUCCAGUAGUGAAAAUAAUAAAAUGAUGCCUUAAAUGUAGUCUUCAAUUUAUUUUUUUACAAAAUCUCCCUCCAUUUAUUUAAAAAUGAAAAAUAUUACUACUAGUAUAGUCCUAUGUGCUCCAGGAUGAAAUGAGCUAUUGGCUGACUUAUUUCAGUCAUCUGAGAAGAUAAUUCAGGAAUUUAAAAGAUCUUCAUAGUUUGGGCAGAAGUGUUUGAAGAAAAGAAGCAAGUUGUAUAUUAGACCCAUUUAGCUUUUCCUGUGUUCUUUCCACAGGAUCAUCUUUAGGACAGUGUACACAGGCCACUGUAGAAUAUGGUGAUGCUAAUGAAAUGGACAGGAGGAGAUUUUGGCAAUAAGACAGAAUAUGUGUGCACCUUUCCUAGCAUGUUUGAAAUGAUACCAUUUUUACAAAAUGUGUAUGUGAGAUACACAUUUCUGAAUUAUUAAAGGAUUCUUUCUGAAAAAUACUUGUUUUAAUGGUAAUAUAGACAUAUAUCUUCUGUUGGCUACAGUUCAUGAUUUUUUUAAAAUGGGGACCUUCAUUUAAUUAAGAUUUUCAAAAUUGUGUCUCCACAAGGCCUAAAAUAAAGUAGAUUAAAUGUUA
Myotis davidii is the source of this 5386-nucleotide messenger RNA. It is a transcript of the gene MIMS1, whose product is annotated as family with sequence similarity 210 member A. NCBI's taxonomy places the organism in Eukaryota, Metazoa, Chordata, Mammalia, Chiroptera, Vespertilionidae. The coding region runs from base 255 to 1076 and encodes 273 amino acids. The transcript has 4 exons. Gene Ontology annotation, cellular component: mitochondrion. The record is from RefSeq and is a predicted model, not a curated record.